AUGGCGACAACCAAAACACUUGAAGCUCGCUUCGAGCACCUGUCUAUGAAAGAUGAGAAAGAAAAUGGGGGCAAUGAUAGGGUCUAUGGCAAGCAAAAGGCCCCGGUACCUUCGGUCCAGUCAAACAGUAAUUCGAAUCGGGCUCAAUUAUUGAAGCUAGCUCUCCAGAACAACAAUGAGAACAAGGCCAGUGCCAUGAAUGUACCUGCCUCGCCAGGCAGGGGAUCACAUGGCGCAUUGGUGACCCGGACCACUGAUGAAAACGGCGAUCAGCGCACAUCGUCUUCACUCUGCGACCAGCCAGCCGUCCCUAAGGAAUUGCACCUGGGUAUGUUCGAGAUUGGCAAGCCAUUGGGCAAGGGCAAGUUUGGAAGGGUCUACCUUGCCAAAGAACGUUCCUCUGGAUUUGUCUGUGCCCUGAAGGUGUUGCACAAGUCUGAGUUACAGCAGGGUGGUGUCCAGAAACAAGUCAGGCGUGAAAUUGAAAUCCAGAGCAAUCUGCGUCACCCCAAUGUUUUGAGGCUCUACGGUCAUUUCCAUGACAGUAAACGAAUCUUCCUGAUUCUUGAGUUUGCUGGCCGUGGUGAGCUGUACAAGCACCUUCGCAAGGAGCAUCGAUUCCCAGAAUGGAAGGCCGCACAAUAUGUCGCACAAAUGGCUGCAGCAUUGAAGUAUCUGCACAAAAAGCACGUCAUGCACCGCGACAUCAAGCCUGAGAAUAUCCUCGUUGGCAUUCACGGAGAGAUCAAAAUCAGUGAUUUUGGUUGGAGUGUUCACGCUCCCAACAACAGACGCCAGACCAUGUGUGGAACUCUCGACUACUUGCCCCCAGAGAUGCUCAAGUCUGGCUCCCAGGAGAAUUAUUACAGUGAGAAGGUGGACUUGUGGAGUCUGGGUGUCUUGACUUACGAGUUUUUGGUUGGCGAGGCUCCGUUCGAGGACACCCCUGCUAUGACGCAACGGCGGAUUACCAGGGCAGAUAUGUCGAUUCCUUCAUUUGUGAGCCCAGAGGCGAAGGAUCUUAUCAAGAGGCUUCUCGUCCUUGACCCGGCAAAGCGAAUCCCACUCGACGAGAUCCAGCGUCAUCCUUGGAUUGUGAAGCACUGUACGAAGGAUGACCGAACUACGAAGCGCAGUUCGGCUUCUUCCAAAGAUGGCAAAUCAUGA
Penicillium bovifimosum is the source of this 1167-nucleotide messenger RNA. Its product is annotated as aurora family serine/threonine-protein kinase. Gene Ontology annotation, biological process: protein phosphorylation; mitotic spindle organization; regulation of cytokinesis. The transcript has 3 exons. The record is from RefSeq and is a predicted model, not a curated record. Lineage: Eukaryota; Fungi; Ascomycota; Eurotiomycetes; Eurotiales; Aspergillaceae. Gene Ontology annotation, cellular component: spindle midzone; chromosome passenger complex; spindle microtubule. The coding region runs from base 1 to 1167 and encodes 388 amino acids. Gene Ontology annotation, molecular function: ATP binding; protein kinase activity.